This is a messenger RNA of Mustela lutreola (European mink), 361 nucleotides long. Its product is annotated as ATP synthase membrane subunit K, mitochondrial. The coding region runs from base 80 to 256 and encodes 58 amino acids. The transcript has a single exon. Lineage: Eukaryota; Metazoa; Chordata; Mammalia; Carnivora; Mustelidae. The record is from RefSeq and is a predicted model, not a curated record.
GCGGGCUACCUGCGUACUAGCCCUGCGUACGUUGAAGGACACAACCCGCGGAAUUGGUGUCUUCUGCAAGAUUGAAAUCAUGGCAGGUCCAGAAGCUGAUGCCCAAUUCCAUUUCACUGGUAUCAAAAAAUAUUUCAACUCUUACACUCUCACAGGUAGAAUGAAUUGUGUACUGGCCACAUAUGGAGGCAUUGCUUUGAUGAUCUUAUACUUCAAGUUAAGAUCUAAAAAAACACCAGCUGUGAAAGCAACAUAAACAGAUUUUAACUUGUACCUCAUCUGUUAAGUUCCCAUGCCUGGAGAAGCUUUUGUCAGCUCAUGAUGUGAUAUUCAAUUUGUACAAUAAAUUAUGAACCUGGAA